Wyeomyia smithii (pitcher-plant mosquito) is the source of this 779-nucleotide messenger RNA. Its product is annotated as gamma-glutamylcyclotransferase-like. The transcript has 2 exons. The coding region runs from base 136 to 675 and encodes 179 amino acids. NCBI's taxonomy places the organism in Eukaryota, Metazoa, Arthropoda, Insecta, Diptera, Culicidae. Gene Ontology annotation, molecular function: gamma-glutamylcyclotransferase activity. The record is from RefSeq and is a predicted model, not a curated record.
CACAUAUCUCUCCCUCUGAGAAUUGCUAAAGCAAACGCAGUCGUCGUUCUUGGCAUGACUUUGAAUAAGCUUCAGAUUUGAACGAUCGACUCUGACAAGUUGUUAAACAAACAAGGAAAUCUCAAACUCUUUGAAAUGACCGCAGGUUCAUUCAAUUAUUUUGCAUUCGGUAGUAAUCUGUGGUCAGGAAGAAUUCGUAUGGAAAGUCCAUCGGCAAUUAGAAAAGGCGUUGGAUAUUUAGAGAAUUAUAGGCUUGAUUUCUUUCAUUAUGCCACCCGCUGGAAGGGUGCCCCAGCAACUAUUGUAAAAGCCAAAGGCCACCGUGUGUGGGGUGCUAUUUGGGAAAUCAAUUCCACGAAUUUACCUGAUCUAGAUAGACAAGAAGGUGUGCAUAAUCAGGUGUACAAACCACUAAUCCUUCCUGUUCACACCAAAGCUGGGGAAACGCUAGAAUGUCGUGUUUAUCAAUUAGUCAAAAACCCACCGAACCUUGAAGGCGAAGAAUCUGAUCGUCCAUUCGAGAGGCAGCCUUCGAAAUCAUACAUGAACGUAAUAAUUGCAGGUGCAAAAGAGACAGGGCUACCAGACCACUAUUUGAAGUUUUUAAGUACGAUAAAGCAUAAUGGGCAUUCCGGAGAUCCGAAAUACGAACUAGAUCUAACAGUUGACACCUGAAGUCUGUUAUCGCUGUGAGAUAUUUUCCAUAAACAAAGCGGCUUAAAAUUCUCUGCAAUUUGUCAUAUUGAGCAAACUAUAAAAUAUAUCUAUAAUUCUCUUUA